Messenger RNA from Pneumocystis carinii B80, 536 nucleotides. RefSeq lists its product as hypothetical. The transcript has 3 exons. Gene Ontology annotation, biological process: mitochondrial translation. Gene Ontology annotation, cellular component: mitochondrial large ribosomal subunit; ribosome. Gene Ontology annotation, molecular function: structural constituent of ribosome. NCBI's taxonomy places the organism in Eukaryota, Fungi, Ascomycota, Pneumocystomycetes, Pneumocystales, Pneumocystaceae. The coding region runs from base 47 to 490 and encodes 147 amino acids. The record is from RefSeq and is a predicted model, not a curated record.
AGGUCGUUAAAGCAUCAUUUUCAUGAAGAAAUAGGGUUAUUAAUUUAUGCAGCCACCUUUUAAAUUAGGAACAAAGCCGGUUUAUUUACCAAAUAUUGUUUUUACUUUAUUACGAAGUCCUCAUCUUUUACCAACUCAAGCAGCUUUUAAAGUUCCAAUAACAGUUAAUAAGUUUGAUGUUAGAGAUUAUCUUUAUCAUAUAUAUCAAAUUGAGGUUACUCGUGUAAGAUCAAUGAUAUGUUAUAGCAAGAGAAUUCGUAGAAAAGAUUAUACAAGAAUGCUCGAGAGAACACCAUCAUUUAAGAAAGUUAUAGUUGAUAUGAAAGAGCCGUUUAUAUAUCCUAAAGAACCGGAAAAUUUGGAUCCGUGGAAUAAAAGAUAUACAGAUGGACUUCAGGCAUGGACACAGUCAAAAAUGUUUAGGAGAAGACGCCGUGAACCAAAGAUCUGGAAAGAACUUAGAAAAGAUAAAAAAGCAUUGGCAGAAUAAUAUAUUUACUUUAUAAAUUAUAAAAGAAUACAGGAAAAACUAUUAA